AUGAAACUUUUCUUCGCCCUCGACACCACUUUUCUAGCUCCUACUCUGGUCGAGGCGGCAUAUAUGUACAACUGCUUCAACGUCGAGGAACCUUUUCGCAAGACCGCGACACGUUUUUGCCAUGAACUCGGCGGGAUCUGCCUUGAUAAGAUGACAAAGCUUAACUCAGUAAACAUACCACAAAAUCAAGACAUAUUGUAUUCUAGGGUUAAUCGACUUUGUCAGUGCAUUAGAGACACUUUGAUUACGGACGAAGACUGCGCUAAAUCCUGCCAGAAGCUUGAGAACGGAACGAUCUGCGUCAUCGAUCGGUCUCGCGACGCGAACGCGAGUGCAGGCGCUUCUCAUUACAACACAGGAGAGGCUCAUCUGUGCUUUGUGAACAAGGACUAUUUGUAUAUGUGCAGAAUAACCGCCUUUGUUUGGACUUUUAAUCCCCGCACUUUCCAACAACGCAAUUACGGAUACAGCUUUCAUUCUUCACCUUUUGUAACCAACGACUACUCCUCUCGUCCUACAUUGAUUGCGGCCAUGUUACCCAAGCGCAAAGCCACCUCCCUGAUCCCACCAAACGCUGCCUCUGCGGCUGGCUAUACCGAUAUCUCCAGCGCCUCUCCUAAUAAACGGUCUCGUCUCUCCAAGCCUCUGCCGAAAGCUUUCUCAAAAGUUGCACCAACUGUCAAAGCCAUAUCCAGAGUGGACGAGAGUGGUGCGCCUGGGGAACAUGUCAAAAAUGAUGUAAAGUUUGACCACUCCAGGCUUGAAGAGCGAGCUGGUAUCAUAGAUAGGAGAUACUAUCCUGCAGAAAUGAACAACGAACGAUGCGCCAUGUACAACGAGAACAGUCUAGUGAGGCCGAUCGAGGCCCUGAACCAGACAUUGACAAACACAAAGGACAAGCGAACUACGAUUCGUGACGGAGAAGGGGGAACAAGUGGAGACGCAGUCAUACAUUGGUUUAAGCGCGAUCUGCGUCUCCGCGACAAUACCGGCUUGUCGAAAGCGUAUGAAUUGGCGAAGGAAAACAAUAUCGGAGUGAUUGGUGUCUGGAUCAUGAGUCCACAAGACUGGGAGGCUCAUCUCGUGAGUCCUGCGAAAUGCGAUUUCGAACUUCGGUCUGUGGAAGCCUUGAGCAAGGAACUCAAUGAGCUUGACAUACCGUUACAUAUCGAGACAGUAUCGAGGAGAAAGGAGGUGGCCUAUCGUAUGGUUGAGCUGGCACAGGAGUGGAAUGUCAAAAAUGUGUACUGCAAUCUGGAGUAUGAGCCCGAUGAGCUGCGUCGCGAGGAAAGAUUGGUGCGCUUGAUGUUGCAAAAGGGCAUAAAUUUCGACCCACAACACGAUGAUUGCGUUGUACCACCUGGUAGUUUGAAAACCGGUGGCGGAAAGCAAUACGCCGUAUACUCACCCUGGUUUCGGUCGUGGUUAGCCCAUCUCCAUGCGCAUCCCCAUCUGUUAAACGAACGAACGAUGCCUGAAAAGAACCCUUCAGGCUUCCGCGAGAGAUUUGCGAAACUUUUCGAUUCUACAAUACCUGAAUUACCAGAGUCAAAGAGUCUGACUGAAGAUCAGAGGAAGCAAUUUCACCAUUUAUGGCCGGCUGGUGAAGCAGCAGCAAUCGAACGACUUCGAAGAUUCUUAACGGAGAAGGUCGCAAAAUACAACGAUACACGCAACUUUCCAAAUCUGAACAGCACUGGCCGCGUGAGCGCGCAUCAUGCUGCUGGAACACUAGCGGCGCGCACUAGUGUACGACUGGCGAGAGACAUGAAUACCAGCAAAAAAUUGGACGGUGGUAAGGAUGGUAUCAAAGUCUGGAUCUCUGAAGUUGCUUGGCGAGACUUUUACCGACACGUCCUCGUACAUUGGCCUUAUGUGUGCAUGAAUAAACCGUUCAAAUACGAAUACACAAACAUCGAGUGGGAGUACAAUGAUCCGCACUUCCGCUCUUGGACUCAAGGCAAGACGGGUUACCCUAUCGUCGACGCAGCAAUGCGAUCCCUCAAUCAAACAGCAUACAUGCACAAUCGUUUACGCAUGAUCACGGCGUCCUUCCUCGCAAAACACCUCCUUCUUGACUGGCGGCUUGGUGAACAAUACUUCAUUUCUCAUCUCAUUGACGGUGACUUCGCAUCCAAUAAUGGUGGCUGGGGAUUUUCUGCCAGCACAGGAGUGGACCCACAACCAUACUUUCGCAUCUUCAAUCCAUGGUUGCAGAGCGAGAAAUUUGAUGCCGAGGGAGACUUCAUUCGCAAGUGGGUGCCCGAGUUGCAAGGCGUGGAGGGCGCAGCAAUACACAAUCCUUAUGCAGCUGGUGGCAAAGCGGCGCAGAUAGCGAAGAAAAACAGAUAUCCGGAGCCCAUUGUAGAGCACAAGUUCGCCCGAGAAAGAUGUUUGGCAAGAUAUAAGGCCGGAAUCGGUAGGGACACUGCAUGA
This is a messenger RNA of Plenodomus lingam JN3, 2436 nucleotides long. RefSeq lists its product as uncharacterized. Gene Ontology annotation, cellular component: nucleus; cytoplasm. NCBI's taxonomy places the organism in Eukaryota, Fungi, Ascomycota, Dothideomycetes, Pleosporales, Leptosphaeriaceae. Gene Ontology annotation, biological process: circadian regulation of gene expression; entrainment of circadian clock by photoperiod. Gene Ontology annotation, molecular function: DNA binding; deoxyribodipyrimidine photo-lyase activity; FAD binding. The record is from RefSeq and is a predicted model, not a curated record.